CAAACCCAUAGCUUUCACAGUUGCGUGCCUGCAUUGGGCAUUUGACCUAUAACCCAUUGUCCCAGCUCAUUUCUGAAUUCUGAGAGUGAGGGAGUGAGACUAAGAGCUCUAUAUACAGUGGUCACUCUCUCUCCUCACUGUUGGCCAAUUUGGAGCUGCUGCAGCUUCUACAUUUCUGCUUAAUUCCCCUUUGCAGUCUCCAAGCUGAGCACCAAAAAUGGCGACCAGCACUAGCUUCAGCUACUGCUCUUCACUAUUCUUAUCAAUUCUAAUCAUUUCAGGGUUUGUGUUUGCUGAAAUGGUGAAUUCAAUGGGGAUAAACUACGGCCAAAUCGCCAACAACUUACCUUCGCCGGACGACGUUGUUCCGUUGGUGAAGUCCAUCGGCAUCUCCAAGAUCAAGCUCUACGACGCCGAUCCCAAAGUCCUCAAGGCCUUCGCCAACACCGGCGUCCAGUUCAUAGUAGGCCUGGGCAACGAGUACCUCACCAAGGUCCAAGACCCGGCCCAGGCCCAAAACUGGGUCAAGUCCAACGUUCAGGCCCACUUACCCGCCACCAACAUCACCUGCAUCUUCGUCGGCAACGAGGUCCUCACCUUCAACGACACGUCGUUGAGCAACAAUCUCCUCCCCGCAAUGCAAAGCGUCCACGCCGCCCUCGUCUCUCUCAAUCUCGACAAGCAAGUCACCGUCACCACCGCCCAUUCCCUCUCCAUUCUCGAGACCUCGUUCCCGCCGUCGGCCGGAGCUUUCCGGCAAGAUCUGACCGGCUGCAUCACUCCGAUCCUCAACUUCCACUCCAAAACAGGCUCGCCGUUCUUGAUCAACGCAUACCCCUACUUCGCCUACAAGUCAAACCCUAAGCAGGUGCCUCUGGACUACGUCCUCUUCCAGCCCAACUCCGGCUCGCUCGAUUCGGGCACCAAUCUCCACUACGACAAUAUGCUCUUCGCUCAGAUCGACGCCGUUUACUCCGCCCUAGCUGCGCUAGGGUUUAAGAAGCUUCCGGUUCACAUAUCCGAGACCGGUUGGCCGUCAAAGGGCGACGAGGACGAAGCCGGAGCGACGCCGGAGAACGCGAAGAAGUACAACGGGAAUCUGAUCAAGCUCAUCUGCCAGAAGAAGGGCACGCCGCUGAGGCCCGGUUCGGAUCUCAACAUCUACGUCUUCGCUCUGUUCAAUGAGAACAUGAAACCCGGCCCGACUUCCGAGAGAAACUUUGGGCUUUUCAAACCCGACGGUUCGCCCGCGUACUCAAUCGGGCUGUCGGUGAGCAACAGCUCCUUUGGUAACGGUAACUCGAGUUCGAAUUCGGGUUCGGGUUCGGGUUCGGGUGGGUUGGUGAAUCCGAUUACUCCCUCUCCGCCGGGAACUUCCAGUUCUGGCUACUUGGCAAUUUCUUCCGCCGCGGUCACGGAGAGUUGCCAUGUGAUUGGUUUGAUUCCCAUGUUAGUGGUCUUCUUGUUGAUGAAACAUGUCCUUUGAAGUUAGGGAAAAAGCUGAUACCAAUAAGUGCUCAAGCCUUUUAAUCAGAAAUCAAGAUGUGAAUGGACGGUGGAAAAGAUAGAGAAAAAAAAAAAAAACCGAGGCUUCUUGGGAUUUAGGAAAAAAAAGGUGAAACUCUGUUCCUUUGCUCAUAACCCACUUUUACUGUGAAUCACCAUCAUCAUCACACAUCAUCAUAACAUUUAUGAAAUCUAGAAUUUUAAAAUGCUUUUUAUCUGUUUGUCGAUGCAUUGUGAAUCUCAUAUGCAUCAACGGUCACUAUAUAAAAUUUGAUUGUUACAUAAAAUUCCCAAUGAAGCCCCACACCGUGAUGCAUUUUUCUUAAUAAUCCAUCAGCAUGUCUCAGAUAAGUUAAAAGGUGUGGGGUUCACUGAGGAAAGUGAUGAUGGUGGGUGGCCUUUAACUCUUUUUGGUUGGCAGUAGCAUCUCAAAUGGUACCAAACUUAUUUAACAAGUCUUCAACUUUUCUCUCUUUCUUUUGUUUGGCUUUUGCAGGAGAAUUAUUUUCAUUGUCUUAAUAACUCUAGUGAUUAGGGAGAGAGGUGUUAGUUUAGUGCUGCUGCUGAUGAGGACGUCUGGAAGGAGGCAGUCUUGAGAGAGAGUUAUUGAUUUAUUUGAUCACUUUUGUAUUUGUUGUAGUACGUAUCUGUGUCAUCUGAGAUUGUGUUGUUACUGUGUAUGGACAGUACUUUACCUUAUCUA
This is a messenger RNA of Prunus dulcis (almond), 2209 nucleotides long. RefSeq names its product glucan endo-1,3-beta-glucosidase 11. The record is from RefSeq and is a predicted model, not a curated record. Bases 218 to 1486 code for a protein of 422 amino acids. Gene Ontology annotation, biological process: carbohydrate metabolic process. The transcript is spliced from 3 exons. Lineage: Eukaryota; Viridiplantae; Streptophyta; Magnoliopsida; Rosales; Rosaceae. Gene Ontology annotation, cellular component: plasma membrane. Gene Ontology annotation, molecular function: hydrolase activity, hydrolyzing O-glycosyl compounds.